AUGGGGGACUCAUAUCGUCCAUCGCGUGACCGCCCGCCGCCGCUCGUAGACCGCAUGACGUUCAGCGCUGGCGGUGGAGACAGUUACAGACCUGGUGAUCAACAGCGUCUCCAGCAGAAUGGCAGUCGCGCUGCCAACCAUGCCGAAUUCACAUACACUGCAGGGCAGCAAGCGCAAUUUCCGCCUUGGAACCGCAAUCAUGGUGCCUCUGGGCCCAACAACCGCGAUACCUGGCGCGGCGGGGAGUUCUAUUCAUCGCAUCCCACAAACAGGCGCAACCCCAACGGUUAUGGGAGAGGCUACCGCAAGCCAGCUCCCCAUGAACGUGCUCUCCUCCAGAGUCGCGACGAUAGUACCGAGCACACCCUCGGCGUGCCGGACGGCCCAAACAAGUUCCGUAACCUGGAAGAUCUGUCAGACGACGAAGAGGUCGACAUGGACAUUGAUAGCGACCAGUCCAGUGAUUCUAGUGGGGCCAAUGGCCAGAACGGCAAUCACAAGAUCGCUCGUGUGCAAUUAAGCACUCAUACUGAUGGCAAUGCGGUACCUAAGUGGUCCAACCCUGACCCGUACACCGUUCUUCCACCACCAGAGGAGACUACCGGCACGAAGAGGGACAUUGUGAAGUUGAUACGCAAAGCCAAGAACGAGGCCGCAGAGAAAUCCAAUACGGACAACGCCGUCGCGGCCAAUGAUGACUUCAUUUCAUUUGGCGACGGCGACGGCGAGGACAACGACGAUGACUCCGGCCUAGUCAUCAAUAAGGGAGCUCCCCCACCAGCCCCAUGGGCGCACCUGUCGUCUGGUGGCCAAUCUUUCCAAGGCUCAAUGAACGAGGUAGCGUCCAUCGGAGCGUUAUCCUCCGCAACUCAUACCACCAAGCGCUCGGCUGGGGCAGCAGGUCUACCAGAGAAACUACCUCGCCCAGGAAAUAUCCACAAGCGCAAGCGCGGCGAGACUGAAGGUAGGGUUGGCAGCGUCAUAGAGUUAUGGCUGCCUAAGCCCCAUUCUCAUCCCACGCCGUGGGCUACGAAUCAGCACUACGCGCAUCUUAACCACGAUCCACGCAAGUGGCUUCAUAAUGAGAUCAUUGACUUCUUUGAUUACGUCCGACCCCUAGCGCACGAAGAUGAAGUCCGCGGAAAUCUGAUCACACGAGUUCAGAACGCAAUUGGAAGGCAGUAUUUCGCGCCACACUCUGGUCGUAUCUGCUGCUUCGGGUCAUUUCCUGCCGGGCUGUACCUUCCAACAGCCGAUAUGGACCUAGUCUACGUCUCCGACCUGCAUUGCGGAGGUGGCCCGCCAGUCAUUUCCUGCGUCAAGGGUGGCCUGUACAAGGUUGCCAAGAAACUCGAGAAUAACGGCAUCGCUGCGGACAUUGUGGUUAUUGCAAAGGCUAGAGUCCCUAUCAUCAAGUUUGUGGACAAGGAAACCGGCAUCCAAGUCGACAUAUCCUUUGAAAACCUCAGCGGUGUUUACGCGCAGGCAAUCUUCCAGCAGUGGAAAGCCCACUACCCGGACAUGGUGUACUUGGUAGCCCUUGUCAAACAGUUUCUUGUCAUGCGCGGCCUCAACGAGGUCAAUACCGGAGGGCUGGGCGGCUUCAGUAUCAUUUGUCUGGUGGUCAGCUUCAUCCAGCUUCAGCCAAGGCCUGACAAUUUAGGAGAGCUCUUCCUGAACUUCCUAGAUUACUAUGGCAACAAGUUCGAUCUUCGCCAAAAGAGGAUCGUUAUGCAUCCUCCAGCCCUGGUCAAUAAGAGUCAUACCGGGAUCGACGGUCGCCAAGAAAAGCCCGAUGGCCUUUCCAUUCAAGAUCCGAACAGACCGAACAACAACAUCUCUGGCGGUUCGUUCAAGGCCAAGCAAGUGUUCGACGCCUUCGCCGGUGCGCACAGAGCGCUCAAAGAACGAAUGGACGCAAUCCGCAACGCUGGAGACUCCCACUUCAGCAUCCUCGGCGCUCUCUUCGCGGGGGACUAUACCUCGUAUGAAGUGCAGCGAAAGCGCAUGCGGGCUGGCAAGUAA
Molecule: messenger RNA, 2025 nt
Organism: Trematosphaeria pertusa
Lineage: Eukaryota; Fungi; Ascomycota; Dothideomycetes; Pleosporales; Trematosphaeriaceae
Exons: 4
Coding region: 1-2025 (674 amino acids)
Biological process (GO): RNA 3'-end processing
Cellular component (GO): TRAMP complex; nucleolus
Molecular function (GO): poly(A) RNA polymerase activity; mRNA binding
Source: RefSeq, a predicted model, not a curated record